Molecule: messenger RNA, 624 nt
Organism: Mesocestoides corti
Lineage: Eukaryota; Metazoa; Platyhelminthes; Cestoda; Cyclophyllidea; Mesocestoididae
Source: the annotation of a GenBank genome assembly
AUGCGUCCUCAUUAUGCGUGUGCCGUCUUCGUGGUGAUCUGCCUUCUUCCCAAUUUUAACCAAGCCGACAGCUUCACUACCGAUCCGUAUCUCGACAGUGAUUCCACGUCACAGCCUAACAUAAUCACAAAUAUAACGAUACCAGAUGUGACAGGGAUUGGCACCGUGCAUGUUACCAGCGUCCGGAGUGCCAAUCUGUCCUGUCCACUGACAAAAUACAAAAGUGGGCCACAUGGAGACGUUAGUCUCUACGUGAGUACGUGUGUGAACCUGACGAAUGUUGACAUUGACAUGCCGGACAUGAGGCUGAACGCCACAAUUGGUCUGGCAGUUUUCAACGUCUCCGUAAACAUGACAGAGAGUAAGAAAACUUCAGCCAGUGUUCACUUACUACUUACUGAUUGGAAUGUCAGCAGAAUUAACGGACCACCGCUCUUUGUCAACAUUUCGUCGAAGACAUUGAAAAACAAACACGCCAUGCAAGUUCUUCUGCAAACUGAGGUCAAUUCGCGACUGAAGAAGGAGGCAAACGCAGAAUGGCUUUACAAAAAGUUGUCCGAACUUUGGCCAGACGAAACAUCCACGACUUUUGACUUUACAUCAACUACACUUGACAUGUUCUGA